CAUUCACACUCAGUGCAGCCAACUCUCACACAGACAGACACCUGGAGUCCAACGACUGAUGAAAUCUUUUCUGUGCGUGCUCGUCUGCUACAAAGCUGACUAAGGCGCACAGCAACUGGGAUUCUGACUUUGGCUGCACAGACAGAAAACUCACUAACUCACCUGGAGAGCAUAUAUAGAAUCACACUCACUCAUUUUUGAGCUGCUCACCACCUUUCACUGCUUUUUUAAGAGUUGUGUAACUUGCUAUCUUACCUGGUCGAAAGCCAGUUGUUUGUCAGCUGGCAAUGUCGUGGGACUGUGGUCUCAGGUACAUGUUCUCUGUGCCGCCUGCGCUGCAGCCGGGCAGCAAGUGCAUCCUGCAUGACAAGGAGGACCUGUCCAGGCUGGAGAUGGUCCAGAGACUGGCCAAGGAUGGAUGCCGCUUCCUGCAAAACCACAGCAAAGGUCCAGAGAAGACGAGUGAGCCCCAGAGUGACGAGGCAGUCCGCUUGUGUCUGAGGGAGAGGGGCCACGAUGUGCUGGUCCUCCAGAGAGUGUCGUCACAGCAGCCAGCCCUCUCUGCGUCGGCGAGGGGAGGAGGGGGGAGAGAGGAGGCGAGGAGCAGGAGGUACGUGGUCGUAUCGGGGACCCCUGAGAAGAUCCUGGAGCACCUGCUGAGUGACCUGACGCUGGAUGAGGACCGCGGGAUGAUGCAGGGCAAAGAGUCAGAUACACUGCUUGAUGACUUUCUGCUAACCUACCCAGUGUUCAUGUCGACCAGUGAUUUAUGUCAAGCUCUACUGGGCCACUAUUGCACCAAGCGGCACAGAGGCAAAGAGGACCGGAAAGAGGCUCUGGAGAGGAAACAAAAACUCCUGCACCUGGUGUCGCAGUGGAUGUCUCUCUGCAAAGACUUCCUGAGAGAAGACGAGCACGUCAAACUCUUCAUGAAGACUUUGUAUCGUUACGUGUUGGAGGAUUCCUACGAACACCCAGCCCUGGAGAAGGAUGUGGGGGAGCUGCAGAAGCUCUACCAGCUGCACCGCAGACAUACGGUGGAUGAAUAUUCCCCUCAAAGAAAGAGCAAAGCGCUUUUCCACCAAUUGAGCCUGAAAGAGAACGGGCUGCAGUCCAGAAGCACACAGAGGGAGACCAAGGAAGUGCUGUGCCAGGUGUACAUCACCAUGGAUUCAUACCUAAGUAUGAGGGUCCAUGCUGGGGUAGUGGCCCAGGAGCUGGUGCAGGCAGUGGCUGCACAGAUGGAUGUCCCCCACGGGGAACUGGUGCUUGUGGCCAUCACGUAUCCUGGAGGUAGACUCCUCCUGCAGCCUCAGGACAGAGUUUUCUCCAAUUCUUUACGGUCGGUGGGGCGACUGCAUGUCUGCAGGAAGGAUCUCGGUGAAGUUCUGAACCCAUUCACAGACAACUCAGAGCUGCAACAGAGAACAGCUCGCAUGCUGAGUUUAAACACAUGGGAUGUUGCUGUCGCUCUCACCGACUUCGAUCGGACAAUUUUCGACUCGAUGCACGAGCAAGAACUGGUCUACUUCACCUUCAACCGCCAUGUCACCAGUAACCACACGAUGGCUUUAGAGCUGCUGCUGCAACGCUGCAAUGAAGUCCAGCUGUGGGUGGUGACUGAGGUGCUGCUGUGCUCGACGCUCUGCAAAAGAGUCCAACUCAUCAAGAAGUUCAUCAAGAUCGCUGCACACUGUAAGGCUCAGAGGAACCUCAACUGCUUCUUUGCCAUUAUAAUGGGCCUGAACGCUGCAGCUGUUGGCCGCCUCAGUCAGACAUGGGAGAAAAUACCUGGGAAAUUCAAAAAGCUGUUUUCAGAGCUGGAGACAGUUACAGAUCCCUCGCUGAACCACAAGGCCUACAGGGACUCCUUCAAGAAGAUGAAGGCUCCAAAGAUUCCCUUUCUUCCUCUGCUACUAAAAGACAUUACAUUCAUUCACGAGGGCAACAAGACGUUUCAUGAUAACCUGGUCAAUUUUGAAAAGCUGCACAUGAUAGCAGAAAUGGCGCGGCUCAUCCGACAGUGUCAGAAAGAUCCCAUGGGAAAUGCAAUCCCCCAGAAGAGCAGCUCAGACGUGCGAGCCUACAUCGACUCCCUUCACAUCAUCGACAAUCAGCAGACUCUGUUCGAACUGUCACACAGGCUGGAGCCUCGUGCUUAGAGAACAGCUCUCACUGUUCUUCCCACUGUGUCAGCUGCUACGUCGGAUCGCCAAGGAACAACCUGUCGCUGUCGCAUCUUUCUAUCUCUCAGGACUCAGUCAGCAAUCACAGGAACUCUGCAUGAUCUUGGCCGACCGCAGGAGGGAGCCGUGCAAUCAGGAGACACUCACCACCAGAGGCAAGCAGGAAAAGACACGUCUUCGGUUAAAUGCAUGAAUGUUUGCAGAGAUCCACAACAGCGUCGCUCAUCCGAAGCACCGAAAAGCAGUCGCAGCCAAUACCACCCGACUGCAGUGCCAGAGGUUUAACUCCAACUUACGGUGCAGCAAGAGCAGCAGUUUUGAGCUGCAGCCGUUUAUCAAUAUGCAUUAGUCUGAAUAUCCAAAACCAAUAAUUUGUGUCUGGAGCAGAGGAGGCUACAGUUUCAGGAUUACAAUUGUAAAAGUACAAUUUUAGGGACUUUGUUUGUUGCAAUAGCGCCACCAACUGAAGGGGACGAUUGCUACAGUGUGCAACUGAUAGUUUUAAUUGUUUACAACACCCAAAACGCGACGUUCUCGCCUAGAAUUUACAGUUUUAAAGGUUUAACCAACUCAAUUCUACUUUCUAAUGAAUGAGUUAUGGUUUUCUAGGUUUAUUCCAUUCAAAAUGCUACUUUGUGACCACGGAAAUAUAGUUUUAAAGGUUUACUCAACCCAAAUAUUACUUUCUAACAAACAAGUUAUGCUUUGAAAGGCUUAUUCCACACUAAAUACUACUUUCUGACCACGAAAAUAUAGUUGAAAAGCUAACCAAAAUAGCACUUUCUAACAAAGAAGUUGUGGUUUAAAGGGUUUACUCCCUCCAAAAUACUACUUUCUGUGCAAGUAUUUAUAGUUUAAUUCCACCAAAAUCACAGUUUCUAAUGAACAAGUUUUGGUUUUAAAAGGUUUAUUCCACACAAAAUACCAAUUUCUCUCACCGUAAAUAUAGUUUCAAAGGUGUACUCAACCCAAAUAUUGAUUUCUGACAAACAAGUUAUGCUUUUAAAGGUGUAUUCCAUCCCAAACUGUCCGUAGUUAGUUUGUUUUAAUGUCUUUGUGCUAGAAAAGUCAGCUCCCCUUAGAGUAAACAAGUAGUUGCUAUGUUUUCAGCCCAAAAACAUGUAAAUGAAAAACAAGGGCCCUAGAAAUGUGGUCCUUCAACUGUGAUAAUGGAAAUGCAGCCUCCUCUGCUGCAGACACUCCUUUCAGCAGGGACAGGAAUGAACGGCAAAAGGAUAAAUGCAUACAUGUUUGCAUAGAUCCAUGAAUAUGCACCUGAAGGCAGUUCCAGCCAAUAUAGUCGAACCACAGUGCCACAAGUUUAACUGCUACAACCGCAGCAGACAUUUAUCAACACGCCUAAAUCUGUGGGUCCAAAACUGCUUCUGCUGUUGUUCCUUUUUCAUCCUACAGAUGGCAGAUGUUGGCAAAUACAGAGCUGAUCUAACUGUGACACACAACAGUAAAAUGCUCCCCUUGGUGGAGAAUCAGCAGCCUGCAAGUGAAGAGCUUCCAUCUAAUCGAACACUGUAGAAAACAAAUAUAGUACGUGUGAUUAAUUCCUACUCAUUAGGUCCCAUCAGAUCAUAAAAUACAGAUUGGCUUGUGACACAUCUUUUUCAAACAGUGUUUACAGAUCUGGCUGCUUCAUCAGAUUUUACCAAAGAAGAACUCCGGCUAAGAAAAUCCUCCACACACACACUCCGGUGUUCUCGACACAAUCCGCAUGUUCUCUUUGCCAGAUGUCAGACUCCUGAAGGGAAUCAGUACACCGUAUGCACAACAACAACAACAAGCUGAUGUCUUACUGAAAUCAAGAUGACAGAAAUAGUGGAAAUGAUUGUUAAAUGUUCAACAUUUUCAUAUAUUUUCCUUGUGUAUUUUUUCAUUGCAGAACUCUCUUACCAUACAGUAUUUUUAUUACAUAACCAUAAAGUGCAGUGUAUUAGAUGAGGCAUACAGCGUGUAUUAGCGCAGGACACUAGAGGAGAAUAUAUGGUCGACUGUAUUUUAAUAGCGUGUGAGCUAUAAUUAUGUAUGUCAGUGCCAAAUCUCAUAAAAAGAGCCAUUCAAAUUGAUGCUAAUUGCUCCCCUUUUCAAAGGAUCUCCAUCUAUGUAGUCGAGCUGUGGACAAUCAGCUAAUGAAGAAGCACCUAUACUGUUACAUCACUGUAUUUGGUCUUCAGAGUUCACAUUUUAACAGAAAACAUCUUGUUUUUCUUGUAAUUUUUCUGGUUAACCGUCAAGAUGAUUUUAGCUUGUGGUACUCAGAGAAAUUAGCAUUUAAAAACACAACCGGUCACUUUUAUCUUGAUAAAUGGGUAAGUUUUAUUAUGUUUUUCGGGUUAAAUGUCCAUGUUAGUUAAGAGCAAUAGCUAAAUCAAAAACUACAGCACCUUCUGGAUAAAAACCAGUAGAGACAGAUGAAGAAAAAUAGAAGCCAUUUGCUCCUGUGCAGUGUGUAGUAACACUAUUGUUAAGGUUAAGUUAUCGGCAGAUUGAGAUAGGCUAAUUUAAAAAGGCAUUGUGAAAUGUUGUAGAUGGAAAAUUGCAUUAUAUUUUUAACUUUUUUUGUGCCUAUUUUGUAAUUUAAAGCUCACAGUCAUGAUCUUCUUUGAACUUUUAUCAUCAACAAUGUACAGUUGAUUCCAUUUAUACUGUGUAUAUAUGUUGAAAUUCAGGAUAUGGAUAUUUAUUUCCUUCAGAAUUAUUUAUUUGCUCUAUAAAUACUUGUUUCAGUUUAACUUUUUUUUUGUACGCACCGUUUUGGCUGGUCUGCAUGAUAUGUCGAACCAUGGACUGACCACCAGUGUCAACUGUGCAUGCAAUAAAAUAUUUUUCAUCAUCA
Molecule: messenger RNA, 5034 nt
Organism: Acanthochromis polyacanthus (spiny chromis)
Lineage: Eukaryota; Metazoa; Chordata; Actinopteri; Pomacentridae
Product: rap guanine nucleotide exchange factor 5-like
Exons: 18
Coding region: 288-2162 (624 amino acids)
Biological process (GO): Ras protein signal transduction; positive regulation of GTPase activity
Cellular component (GO): plasma membrane
Molecular function (GO): guanyl-nucleotide exchange factor activity
Source: RefSeq, a predicted model, not a curated record